Messenger RNA from Mandrillus leucophaeus (drill), 513 nucleotides. RefSeq names its product hippocalcin like 4 (gene HPCAL4). NCBI's taxonomy places the organism in Eukaryota, Metazoa, Chordata, Mammalia, Primates, Cercopithecidae. The record is from RefSeq and is a predicted model, not a curated record. Gene Ontology annotation, molecular function: calcium ion binding. The transcript has 3 exons. Bases 1 to 513 code for a protein of 170 amino acids.
AUGAAGAGAUUGUGGCCCCAGAUGUUUCCACUGGGNGACGCCUCCAAGUUCGCGCAGCACGCUUUCCGCACCUUCGACAAGAACGGCGACGGCACCAUCGACUUCCGGGAGUUCAUCUGCGCCCUGUCGGUUACCUCCCGCGGCAGCUUCGAGCAGAAGCUCAACUGGGCCUUUGAGAUGUACGACCUGGACGGCGACGGGCGCAUCACGCGCCUGGAGAUGCUGGAGAUCAUCGAGGUGCGGGGCCGCGUGGGCGCUGCUAUCCCCGAGGCCAGCGCUUCGCCGCCCCCGCCCCUGCCUCCGCGCUGCUCUCGGUCCUCGGGGCUUUCCCGCUGCUUCCAAGCCUGCGAUCCCGCCUCCUACCACCCCGCGGCGGACCACAGGCCCGGGCUAAAUGCUUUACCCGACACUCGACGGGGGGUGGUGGUUACUGUCCCAAACCCCAUUUGGCAGAGGAGGAAACGGUCGCGGGUGGCGACCGUUUGGUUCCUGAAACCAAUCCAGGGAGUCUGA